Messenger RNA from Thrips palmi, 4103 nucleotides. It is a transcript of the gene ema, whose product is annotated as protein CLEC16A homolog. Gene Ontology annotation, cellular component: late endosome; endolysosome membrane. The coding region runs from base 1 to 3126 and encodes 1041 amino acids. Gene Ontology annotation, biological process: endosome to lysosome transport; regulation of autophagosome maturation; endosomal transport. The transcript is spliced from 18 exons. The record is from RefSeq and is a predicted model, not a curated record. NCBI's taxonomy places the organism in Eukaryota, Metazoa, Arthropoda, Insecta, Thysanoptera, Thripidae.
AUGUUUAGAAGUCGGAGCUGGUUUGGAGUUGGUUUGUGGAAGCCUAAGAACCCUCAUUCAUUGGACCAUUUAAAGUACUUGUAUAAUGUCCUAUCUAAAAAUCAGACAGUGUCUGAAAGCAAUCGAGGACUUCUAGUGGAAACACUACGAUCAAUUGCUGAAAUUUUAAUUUGGGGUGACCAAAAUGAUAGCAGUGUAUUUGAUUUCUUUCUUGAAAAGAAUAUGUUGUCAUUCUUUCUGAAAAUAAUGAAACAAAAAUGUGGUAGCUAUGUUUGUGUUCAACUUCUACAGACACUCAACAUAUUGUUUGAAAAUAUUCGAAAUGAAACAUCACUGUACUAUCUCCUGAGUAAUAAUCAUGUCAAUUCAAUUAUCGUGCACAAGUUCGAUUUUUCUGAUGAGGAAGUUAUGGCAUAUUACAUUUCAUUCUUAAAGACACUGUCACUAAAGCUCAAUGGCCACACCAUUCAUUUUUUCUAUAAUGAGCAUACCAAUGACUUUCCUUUAUAUACAGAAGCAAUAAAGUUUUUCAAUCAUUCUGAAAGUAUGGUACGAAUUGCUGUUAGAACACUUACAUUAAAUGUCUACCGAGUUGAAGAUCGGUCAAUGUUGAGAUUUAUUAGGGAUCGUACAGCCGCACCAUAUUUUUCUAAUCUGGUCUGGUUCAUUGGCAAUCAUGUUCUGGAACUGGAUGCUUGCGUUCGCAAUGAUGCUGAUCAUCAAAGUAAAAAUCGUUUGGCCGAUCUGGUUGCUGAACAUCUUGAUCACCUUCACUACUUGAAUGAUAUACUCUGUCUGGGUAUUGCUGAUCUUAAUCAAGUUUUGACAGACCAUCUGCUGAACAAACUCUUGGUUCCUCUCUAUGUGUUCUCAUUGGAUAGACAAAAGACGAGAUCCUCAUCACCUAAGAAUUCUCAGCCUUAUGUUAGCAGUGUAGUGUCAUUAUUUCUUCUGUCCCAAGUCUUCCUUAUACUUACACAUGCUCCUCUCGUGGACACAUUAGCCAAAAUUAUCCUUCAUGCUGAUCGACUAAUUUUUAGCAACUCUUCGACCCAGGAUAAAAUUGUCCUUCUUCAACAGGGUAAAGCAAGUGUCAUUCAGCCGGGCUUCUUGCCACCCACAGAAUCCUUAGAAAUUUCAUUAGAAAUCUCUCUGGAUGUUUCCUCAAGAUCUAUGAGUGCCGAUAGUGCUGAGUUAGCUUCACCGUGCACCUCAGAACCUCGUUCAAGACAACCCUCCCUGGACGAUGGAACUGGUACCACUGACAAAGGCUCUGAGGAAAAAGUGGACCAUGAUAAGGACAAUACAGAGGCAAAUUUAAACAUAACUGAUGAAGAAAAACAUUUACUCAAAGUUCUUGAGUGCCAAUCAGGUCCAUUGGCCUGUCCCUCAUCCACCUGUGGAGAUAGUAAUGCAGCCCCCAGUGAAGGGCCCUUGCUCUUGAGUCCCGAAGGUCCGGUGCCUCUUGCUCAACCUCUGAGCAACCAGCCCUUUAUAGAGUCAGUUUAUAAUGCCUUAAACUGUCAAGAAAAUGACUAUGCUGCUCUCUUUGCUCUUUGCCUUCUUUAUGCACUUGGUAAAAACAAAGGUGUUAGUGGAGCUUUGUUGCAUGGGGUAUUGUACCCUUGUCAAAGACCAGAUACACCCUGUACACCACUGUUGAAUCGAUACAACUUGUCGUUGGUGGAAAAAAUCGUGGCUAUAAUCACUUUAAGCUGUCAACCUAGUGCGAAAGUGAGAUUGGUUACUCUUGAGCUGACAAUAAGACUUCUGACUCAAAUUGUCAUGAAUGCAAAUGUAAGCUUUCUACAAGAUGGUCAUCUUGCUGCUAUUGAAGGUGCUAAGGAAGAAAGUAGUUCAGUUCUAAGAAAUUUCUACAAGAGUGAGGAAAUUUUUUUGGACAUGUUCGAAGAUGAGUACCAUCAAAUGAAAAAAAAGCCACUGAAUGUUGAGUGGCUAACCAUGGAUUCAAAUGUGCUGUUACCACCCACAGGAACACCACUGACUGGCAUUGAGUUUGGGAAACGCUUACCAUGUGGUGAAGUUGAACGCGCCCGUAGAGCUAUACGUGUUUUCCUAAUGGUGCGAGACUUAUCAUUGGUGCUUGGAAUGGAGUCAGAGCGAGCUUUGCCUUUAACAGACUCUUCAACUUGUGUCCAAGUUGACCAUGUGUUAAACUUAAAUAACAGUGAUCUCAUAGGAUGCAAUGUGGUCCUGAAGGAUGGAUCACGAAUGCAUCGUUUCCUUGUGAUAGAUGUGAUUCAACUUAUUUUAGUGGAACCAACCCGUCGUCUUGGAUAUGGUGUAGCUAAGCUGGUUGGAUUUUUACAGGAUAUUGAAGUGACAGGGGACAAGGACGAUUCCCGGUGCCUACACAUCACCAUUCAUCAGCCUUUAUCAUCUGGAAUAUCCAAAAGAGUACCUUUACUUUCUGCUAAAUUUAUUUUUGAUGACCAUAUUCGUUGCAUGGCAGCAAGGCAGCGUUUAACCAAAGGUCGAGCAAAAGCACGUCAAAAAAAGAUGGUUCAAAUUGCACGUUUGUUGGAUAUUCCUGUCCCUCAGUCUACAGCAUCAAGCUCUGCUGCAUUUAAUCUUCAUGCAGCUCGUCGACAAGAAUCUGCUUUAAGAGGAGGCAUUAGAAUAGCUGGUGGUCGAGAACAACGUCAAGUAUACAAUGCUCAAAAGUUACCUGGCCAUGCUGCAGCUCUGCGUAGAGAGAACACACCAUCUCCUAGCAAUGCAUCAAAAUCACCUGACCGAACUCGUGUUCGAGAUUCAAGUCGGUCGAGAGAAGCAUCUCCAAAGCCCAUGCGUCCAAGAAGUGAAGAGAUCCCUUUAGAAGACAUAGCCAAAGUUAAAGACCAGGGUUCCGUAAGCUUUAAGGAUAAUUCACCUCUUCUGCCUGUGCCAAUGACAUCGUCCAUCCUAACAUCAAACACUUCUACACUAUCCCCAUCUCAUGUGUCACUUCAAUCCUCAGCAAUGAGCGAGUCUGCUGGUCCUUCAACUCCUUCAUCACACUCGCCUGCUAAAGUAUCAGAGGAAACAUCAUUUACCAGCAGAGCUUCUUCCCAGAACAGCAACAGUGGUGGACAAAGACGUCGAGGUCAAGUAGAAACAGUUUAGCUUGUCAGUUACUAAAACUCUCGGGUGACUUCUUUCCUGUAGGAGACUGAAAUAAUGUAUAUUUUGUUCAGUAUUGAGACGAAAAUACCUACACAUCACAUGUCUGUCAAACUGCUAAUUUUGGGCUAUUUCGUUUAUUUUUAUAUAAACUGUAUUGAUUUUAAAAUUUGCCUGGCAUUCCAGUAUUUGACACAUGAGGCACUACAUCCCAACUUUUUUUUAUGUAUUGUGUGACAUAUGUAUUAUGAAAAGAAACUUAUUGUGCUCAUAUUUAGAAUGAUGCAAUUUUAUGAGGCUUGUUAUCAAAUAUGUGAUAUUGUUCAAGCUUUUAUAGGAAUCAGAUAACUUUUAACUAAUGGUUGUGUUUUAUUAUUAGUCUGUUAAGUUUUGUACGCUGGUACGUACCAUCGUGAAUUAAAAAUAUGAAGAGUACUAUUAAAAAAAUUAUUCUAAUUCCAAUCCAACUUUGUGCUCAUGAAUGCAUUACCUAUCAUGUCAGAAAGAUUGUUACAGAUGAGAAUACUGUUAGUGGGAGGAUUGAUGUCAAUGUAUAUUUUAUGGCGUAAUGUCUGUUUGGGAGACUUGUCUGUCAUUCAUGCUUUCUAAUUCUGGCAUAUCAUAGCUUUGUCCUUUGAACUUUGUUGUGACUGAAAGCAGAGAACUCCUUUCAUUUUGAGUUCAUGAGCUUAGAAAAAGAACUUACUGCAUGGCUCAAAGAGUAAGAUACCUACCAUCUGGUUCAGAUAGUAGGACUGUUUUGGGUUAAAAUGUUUGGAAAGUAUAUUGUUUUCAUAUAUGAAAGCCAAGAAUUUAUUUUUAUAAACACAAAAAUGUCACUGUUAGUUCAUUGUCAAACUCAACCUCUUGUUUCAUUAUUGUUAUUUUAUUCUUUUUGUAUGUUUUUUAAGAUCAGAAAUGUGCAAGAAUUCUGUUUGUUUGCUUUGAAUUCCAAUUAAAGUGAUAAACUUCAAACAAGA